This is a messenger RNA of Balearica regulorum gibbericeps (East African grey crowned-crane), 1800 nucleotides long. Lineage: Eukaryota; Metazoa; Chordata; Aves; Gruiformes; Gruidae. The record is from RefSeq and is a predicted model, not a curated record.
CCUCACAAGAAAAAGAAACCCUUCAUAGAGAAGAAGAAAGCAGUAACGUUUCACUUAGUGCACAGAAGUCAGAGGGAUCCCCUUGCUGCUGAUGAUACUGCACCCCAGAGAGUUCUGUUGCCUACACAGAAAGGGCAUGAGGAGCAAAGGAGGGAAGAGCAACGGAAAUACGGAGUCUUCUUUGAUGAUGACUAUGACUAUUUGCAGCAUCUAAAAGAAGCCUCUGGUCCCUCUGAGCUUGUCCCUUCUGUGCGUGGACAGCAAAGUAGAAUUGUUGUCACGAGUGAGGGGCACAUAGAAGAUGAAAUUCAGCGAGUUCCGGCACCAUCUAUUAAGUUGCCUUCCUCAGUAUUUGCCACAGAGUUUGAAGAGGAUGUGGGCUUGUUAAAUAAAGCUGCUCCUGUUUCAGGACCACGGCUAGAUUUUGACCCUGAUAUUGUUGCAGCUCUUGAUGAUGAUUUUGACUUUGACAAUCCAGAAAAUAUCCUGGAAGAUGAUUUUGUUCUACAAGCAAAUGAACCACAGAAAGGGGGAUCAGAUGCUGAGGAUGAAGAUGAAUGGGAAGAUGUGGAGGAUGAUAGUGAUGAAAAGGAUAGUUGCAGUAAUGAUAAAGACUACGAUUCAGAAGGUCCUUUAUCAGAUGACGGGGUUCAUGGUCGGACAAAAGAAUUUCUUUUUAUGCAAGAAGAAACCAGGAGUCGUUUCACAGAAUAUUCUAUGACAUCUUCAGUAAUGCGAAGGAAUGAGCAGUUAACCCUGUUGGAUGACAGAUUUGAGAAGUUUUUUGAACAAUUUGAUGAAGAUGAAAUCGGAGCCUUGGAUAAUGUGGAGUUAGAAGGCUAUAUUAACACGGACAAUGCUCGGUUGCAGGAAGUCCUGAAUGAUUACUACAAAGAGAAAGCAAAGAAUUGUGUGAAAUUGGAUGCUCUUGAACCCUGUGAAGAUUUAGACUCUCCUGUGAAUGAAGAAAGUGAGGAAGAAAAGGAAGAAAUAGUAGCUGUAGUUAUUGAGGAACCAAAAGAAAAGUGGGAUUGUGAAUCCAUUUUGAGUACCUAUUCAAACUUAUAUAAUCACCCAACACUUAUUAAGGAGCCAUCGAAGCCCAAACCUAUAAAAAUUUCCCAGAAGACUGGAAUUCCCCUACAUAUCUUGCCUCAGAAAGGUCUUACCGCUAAGCAGAUUGAGCGCAUGCAAAUGAUUAAUGGCAGUGACCUGCCAAGAGCAGCAACACAGCCCCGUUCCAAAGACGAGAGCAAAGAGGAUCGCAAAGCUAGAAAACAGGCAAUAAAAGAGGAGCGAAAGGAACGCAGAAUGGAGAAGAAAGCCAACAAGCUAGCCUUCAAAUUGGAGAAAAGGCGGCAAGAAAAAGAGUUGCUCAAUCGGAAACAAAACGUUCAAGGACUGAAGCUGUCUUGAUGAAACUGAGGAACUUACUGCGGAAACAUCCUUCAGUUUUCAUUUGUAUUGAAAAGAACUGCUAACUAAUUGCUUUGCCCGUCAUGCUCAAAGGGGCUAAUUCAGAUGUUGCUGUAAAAAGAACCAGUAACUUGUCCUUCUUUCUGAAAUGAAGUUAUAUAUAAAAUGAUGUAGUAGUGUUGUCUAGUCUGUCAUGUGUGACAUGGCAACUGUUGCAAAGUUUCUUUACAGUAGAGAUGUAUUAAAAUUAUUAAAAAUAUUUUUCUUACAAGCUAUCACUGGACAAAGUUUUAUAGAUAUGCGUCGAAUGUGUUCAACAAAUCAGCAGCAUCCUACAGAUCAAAUCUGAUUAGAUUCCUCUGUUAAGUUAUUUCAGUUUACAAA